Cyanistes caeruleus (blue tit) is the source of this 430-nucleotide messenger RNA. Lineage: Eukaryota; Metazoa; Chordata; Aves; Passeriformes; Paridae. The record is from RefSeq and is a predicted model, not a curated record.
GUUUUUCCAGGGCCGUUUCACCAUGGCUGCCCGGCAGCACGUCGCCAUCGCCGAGAUCUACGAGAGCGACCUGCUGGACAUGGAGAAGGCCAUCGCGCACUACGAGCAGGCGGCCGAUUACUACAGAGGGGAGGAAUCCACCAGCUCAGCCAAUAAGUGCCUGCUGAAGGUGGCGGCGUUCGCGGCGCAGCUCGAGCAGUUCCCGCGCGCCAUCGACAUCUACGAGCAGGUCGGGGCGGUGGCCAUGGACAGUCCCCUGCUCAAGUACGGAGCCAAAGAGCAUUUCCUGCGCGCCGCGCUCUGCCACUGCUGCGUCGACACCCUCAACGCACGGCUGGCCGUGCAGAGGUACGAGGAGAUGUUCCCGGCCUUCUCCGACUCCCGGGAAUGCAAACUGCUCAAGGUCAGCCUUCAUCACCCUUCCUCCUCA